Molecule: messenger RNA, 819 nt
Organism: Talaromyces stipitatus ATCC 10500
Lineage: Eukaryota; Fungi; Ascomycota; Eurotiomycetes; Eurotiales; Trichocomaceae
Exons: 2
Coding region: 1-819 (272 amino acids)
Source: RefSeq, a predicted model, not a curated record
AUGUUUCAGGAACCGUAUGUCAAGGAGAUACUCAACCGCUUCGAUAUAGACCACUGCAGCGGCCAUAAGGCACCUAUUGAACCAGGCUCCAAAUUGACGUUUACCGGUGAGUCACCUGACCCCGGAUUUCUCGAGAUUUACCAGAAAAUAGUCGGAUCCCUUAAUUGGCUGGAAUUCAAAACAAGACCCGAUAUCUGCUUUGCAGUGCGCUUCUUACAAUGGAAGCAAAAAGAGCCAAUUAAAGAUGACAUGGAGCAUACAAAAGGCGUUUUACGCUAUCUACGCGCCCACAGCAAUCUAGGCCUAACUCUCAAUAAAGAUCCGAAGCGAGGUUUGCAACUUUUUACUGAUUCUUCAUUCACUGAUCACCCAGAUAGCAAAUCCUCUCAAGGAUGGUGCCUUUUUUGGGCUGGGUGCCCUAUCGCUUGGGAUACGGCAAAACAAACUUGUGUUGCACCAUCUUCUACAGCUGCAGAAUACAUAUGCUUCAGCGAUGGCAUGAAACACGCCCUUUAUGCAAAAAGGAUCCUCAUAAUCUUGCGAUCUAAAGAAGGUAAACCAACAAUUACCCUCUACACGGAUUCCAACAACGCUAUGGACGCACUUAAAAAGCGCUCCACACCAGCCGUGAGAUGGCUAGCCAAUCGUUACCACUUUGUAAGGGAUAUCCUCGAAAAAGGUGAAGUAGUUGUCGAACGCGUUGACACUGACGACAAUGUCGCAGACGGUUUUACAAAACCCAAAAAUCCAGUCAAGUUUACAGAAUUUCUAAAGCAGCUGGGACUGGAGCCAAUCGACAUCAAAGUCGACGAGGAAUAA